AUGGAUGAGGAGAACAAUAUAGAAGAUGUUGAUGUGGAUAUGGCAGACUUCUUUCUAAAUGUUGAAAGUGAUGUUGAAGGAGCAUGUAUUAAUGAUGGUCAUGAACCUGAAGAUAUGGAAGUGAUGAACAAUGAGGAGUUCGAAUCAUUGGAUGAAGGAUCAGACCAAGAAAGAGAAAGAAGAGCUCUUAUAAAAAAAUUGGGAAAAGAAAAAAGGUCAAACCCCGAAUCUGAUUGGUUUAUAAGUACCUUAAACCAAACUCAUACAUGCUUACUAACAAGAAAACUCAGAGCUUGUACCGCUUCUUUAAUCUGCAAGAAAAUCAUAGAUCAAGUUGAGGCAGAUCCGAAGAUUCCUUUGAGAGCCAUACAAUAUCACUUUCAAAAGACCUACCAAGUGGGUAUUUCGAUGGAUAAAGUGUUUAGGGCAAAAGAUAUGGAAAGAAAGCAUGUAACUGCGGAAUACACAAAACUGUUUGAAUUGUUGAGGGACUAUGCUCUUGAACUUCAAGCUACAAACCCAAACACAACAGUCAAAAUAGAUGUGUGUCCUAAUGGCAACCCUGCAUCCCCAACAAGGCAGUUUAGAAGGAUUUAUGUAUGCUUAGGUCCACUGAAAAAAGGUUUCAAGGCAUGUCUUAGAGACUUAGUAGGUUUGGAUGGUGCAUUCAUGAAAGGCCCAUUCCCUGGUCAGGUUCUUACAACAGUUGGUCUAGAUUCCAACACUGGAAUUUAUCCCUUGGCCUAUGCAAUUGUUGAGUCUGAAAACACAGGUAGCUGGAAGUGGUUUUUAGAAAACCUUGGGGAUGACUUGGAGCUUGGGAGCAACUCAAACUAUACUUUCAUAAGUGACAGGCAAAAGGGAUUACAAAUUGCAGUUGAUCAAUUGUUUCCCAAUGUUGAGCAUAGGUAUUGUAUUAGACAUAUUCAUGACAAUGUGAGAAAGAAGUGGGGGCAAACUGAGUACAGGGACCAUUUAUGGAGGUGUGCAUCAGCAACCACCAUUCCCGAGUUAGAGAAUUUGAUGAAGGAUUUUAGUAAGUAUGAUAAGGAGGCAUGUCAAUGGUUGAAGCAGAUUCCUCCUGUACAUUGGGCAAGGAGUCAUUUCUCAGGAAGAGCUGUUUUUGAUGUGUUGAUUUCAAACAUGUGUGAAGUGUUUAAUGGGAAGAUAGAGAAAGGCAGGGAAAAACCUGUAAUUUCAUGUUUAGAGUUCAUUAGGGAGUAUCUAAUGAAGAGGAUAUGCAAUGUCAUGAAGGCAAUGAAGAAGGCUAAAGGUCCACUAACACCUACAGCAACAGACAUCCUAGGUGCAAGGAAAAAAGGUGUUUCACAAUAUAUUGCUAGGUGGAAUGGGGAAAACAAGUAUCAAGUCACUGAUGCAUCGCAAGAUCAGCAUGUGGUGGAUGUUAGGAACCAAACUUGCACUUGCAGAAAGUGGGAAUUAAUAGGAAUACCUUGCAGGCAUGCAAUUGCAACACUGAAUGAAAUGAGCAAAGAUGUUGAGGUUAAGCUUGACAUUUACAAGUGGGUACACAAUGUGUAUUGGCUAGAGACAUGGCAAGAAGCUUAUUCAUUUAAGGUGGAACCAAUUAAAGGGAGACCCAUGUGUCCUAAAAGCAAUUGUCCAACAAAGCUAAUCCUUCCUCCACAUCGCACUCAGGUGGGAAGGCCUAAGAAAAACAAGAAGACAAAGUGA
This is a messenger RNA of Lactuca sativa (garden lettuce), 1695 nucleotides long. RefSeq names its product protein FAR1-RELATED SEQUENCE 7. The record is from RefSeq and is a predicted model, not a curated record. Gene Ontology annotation, molecular function: zinc ion binding. NCBI's taxonomy places the organism in Eukaryota, Viridiplantae, Streptophyta, Magnoliopsida, Asterales, Asteraceae.